CGUCGCCGGACUCGCUGCAGAACACGCCGUCCAACAUCGCCAGGCUCGAGGACGCGAUCGAGAACUGCGCCGCCCGCCGCAAGUACCUCGCCCGCACCAAGAGCCCCUCGGACGGCGAGGACGUCCGAUGGUACUUCUGCAAGCUCCCCCUCGCCGACAGAGUGCUCUCGGCUUCAGUCCCGCAGACGGACAUAGUUGGGAAAGGGGACUAUUUCAGGUUCAGCAUGAGGGACUGUCUGGCGUUGGAGGCGGCUUUCUUAGAGAGAGAGGAAUCGCUGCUUGGUUACUGGUGGAGGGAGUAUGCCGAAUGCAGUGAAGGACCAGCAGGUUCCUUGGUGAAAACUGAUAUGUCAGACUCUGAACAUCUGUAUAAGGUGGAGGAGGAGCGGGUUGGGGUUCCUGUGAAAGGUGGACUGUAUGAGGUUGAUUUGAUGAGACGUCAUUGCUUCCCUGUAUAUUGGAAUGGUGAGAAUAGACGUGUUUUGAGAGGCCACUGGUUUGCUCGAAAAGGAGGUCUUGAUUGGAUUCCCUUGCGUGAAGAUGUUUCUGAACAACUUGAGUUAGCAUAUAAUUGCCAGGUCUGGCAUCGUCGCAAAUUUCAACCUUCAGGCUUGUUUGCUGCACGGGUUGAUCUCCAAGGAAGUACACCGGGCUUGCAUGCUUUUUUUACUGGAGAGGAUGAUACUUGGGAGGCUUGGCUUGUCUUUGAUACAGGUCCUAAGUUAGGUAGCAGCACAAUCAAAAUAAGGCGUGGUUUCUCUUCUUCUGGAGCUGCAAAUCCCACCCAGGAUGAGUUGCGUCAGCAGAAAGAAGAGGAAACAGAUGAUUACUGCUCUCAGGUUCCAGUUGGUCAUCUGGUAUUCAUGGUUCAUGGCAUCGGGCAGAGAUUGGAGAAAGCUAAUCUUGUUGAUGAUGUUGUCGAUUUCCGCCGUAUCACUGCUAACCUAGCUGAUAGAUACUUAACUCCCUAUCAAAGAAGUACACAGAGGGUUCUAUUCAUUCCGUGUCAGUGGAGGAAGAGCUUGAAGCUUGGUGGUGAACGCACAGUUGAGAAGAUCACCUUGGAUGGAGUUAAAGGUCUCCGCGUAGCGUUAGGCGCCACCGUUCAUGAUGUUUUGUAUUAUAUGAGUCCUAUCUACUGCCAGCAUAUAAUUGACUCGGUUUCAAGUCAGUUGAACCAGUUGUAUAUGAAGUUUUUGAAGAGAAAUCCUGGCUACAAUGGAAAGGUUUCGCUGUAUGGCCACUCGUUGGGAAGUGUUCUAACAUAUGAUAUACUUUGCCACCAAGAAACCCUUUCCGCCCCAUUUCCAACAGAUUAUUUUAAGAUGGAAGUUCCGUCUGAUGAAGACCAAGUAGGAAAGGCACCCAACACGACUGCUGUUCAUGACUCUGGCGUAAAAGAACAUGAUACUUCUUCCACUUCAGGACAUUCUUCUGCUGAUAAUGUAAAUGAUGUAGAUGAAGACAACAACAGAACCGAUGGCUCAUUUACAGACAAGAUCGCCUCGCCAUGUGUGUCUGAGAAUGUGCCAAAUCAUGAUGACACACUAGCAUCACCUAUCGCAGUUGAUGGGGUACAAAAUGAAGUCGGAAAUCAGGAUGAGAAUCAUCAGAUGUCUUGUACUGAAGAAGGGGAUACUUCAGCUGUAAGCACAAAAGAUGCUGAGUCUGUUUCAAGAUCUACUGUAGAACUACAUGAAAAGAUCCUUGACAAAGACAAAUCGAUCUCGUCAUUGGAAGAAGAGGUGAGACGUCUUAAAGCUAAACUAGCAGAACUGGAGCGACAUAAUGAUUUGAGUGAAAGCAUCAGUAAUGUUGAGUCUCAUCAAGGCAAACUUAACAUCGGGCAAAGCAGCACAAGUCAGUCCUACAGACCACACAUUAGAUACACUAAGCUAAAUUUUAAGGUCGACACAUUCUUUGCUGCUGGAUCCCCUGUGGGAGUCUUUCUGUCCCUGCGGAAUGUUCGUAUUGGUGUUGGCAGGGGACAAGAUUAUUGGCAAGACAAGAACAUAGUUGAAGAGAUGCCAUGCUGCCGGCAGAUGUUCAAUAUUUUUCAUCCUUUUGAUCCUGUAGCAUACAGAGUUGAACCACUUGUAUGUGAAGAUUAUGUGAACAAGCGCCCCGUCCUUAUACCCUACCAUAGAGGCGGAAAGAGGAUACAUGUUGGAGUGCAGGAGUUCACAGAAGAUGUUGCUGCACGUUCUCAAGCUAUAGCCCGACAAUUCAAGUCACUGAAGGUUAAAGCUGUAGCUGCUUUCCUAUCAAUGGGCAAACAUGACGCGGAAGAGGACGGUGAGAGUACCAAGGAGGAAGAGAGAUCAUAUGGUUCCAUGAUGAUGGAAAGGUUGACAGGUUCACCUGAUGGUCGGGUUGAUCAUGUGCUUCAGGAGAAAACAUUUCAACAUCCAUAUUUAUCUGCCCUGGGAUCUCAUACUAACUAUUGGCGAGAUCAUGAUACAGCUCUCUUCAUGAUCAAACAUUUGUACCGUGAUAUACCUGAAGAACCUCCAACUGAUGCAACUGGAAGACCGCCCAUUAGACUAUUCUAUGUGAGGGAUCCAAUUGCUGAAGACACCCUGACAUUUUCUGAUAACUCAUCAGUUAAAGAGUUCUCUAGAAAAGUGAAAAGUUAUUCAAGAAAAACGGAGGACGAUGCAAACUGUGAAGCUUCUUGAUGGGUAUAUAUCUGGAACAUCCUCUUCACUCUGACACCAGACACGGAAGUAAAGAACACACAUUUUGGGCGAAUGAGCGUUGCACAUAGAAUCAGGGGCCAACAGUUGCUGUGUAUAACUUGUUCAUCAAUGUAUGUAGUGUUGAUGUUGUACAUGCACAGGUAAAGAUGACCAAAAUAAAUCGAUUAGUUUCGAGCAGUUCAGCACCAGGUGGAAAGCAGAGAGCAAAGACCGCAAAACUCAGUUCCAUGCCAGCACCCUGCAGUGCAGUAGAGUUCGAUGGCAACAUGGUAUGCACCGGAACCAAAGCAGAUAUGUGUUCUCAACUUCUCAUGUCAUGUACGGAGAGUGGAGCAUGCCAAUGUCGGUCUAGUUGUAAAGGAAACAUCAACAGCAACAAGAGGAUCCGCCAGAUGCAAAUGAGAUACCCAGUACACACUAGGCAAAUGAGACUGGAGAAUGAUGAAUCUUAUGUUGUCAGUCAAGAUUUUUAGCUCUUAAAAGUUGGUCAGAGUACAGCUAAACUCGAUUGAUAUAGUAUAAAAGAAAGAUAGAUUGUUGUAACCUGGGCAGUCGCUGUAAUCUGACACGUUGAAGGUCCUGUUCCGUCCCUAUCAGUAUUACAUUUUUAGUCAGCCGCUUAAUUUGAUCGCGUUUUGCC
Messenger RNA from Lolium rigidum, 3339 nucleotides. RefSeq names its product phospholipase SGR2-like. The record is from RefSeq and is a predicted model, not a curated record. Gene Ontology annotation, molecular function: glycerophospholipase activity; metal ion binding. NCBI's taxonomy places the organism in Eukaryota, Viridiplantae, Streptophyta, Magnoliopsida, Poales, Poaceae. Gene Ontology annotation, cellular component: cytoplasm.